AUGGAGCUUCCUCUAGACUUGAGUGUCAGAAAGACUACCAUCGAUGACGUAACGCCCGGCGACGACACUGGCAUAUCGACCAGUGGCGACCCCCCACCGCCUUACAUCGACGGCACUGGCUUCAUCGCGCACGACGUCAGCAUCCCUUCUGUUACCAGGCACGAUGGGGAAGUUAGCAUGUCUCUCCUUGAUGCCCAUAUAUGGGAAGCAUUCAGCCAUAAUGGAACAGAAAUGAUCAUCAAUAAGACUGGCAGCCUUCCCUCCUACCUCCACCUGGACUCGCCAAACACAGGGGCGUUCUGGAUACAAAAGAAAAUCUCCUUUGCACGCCUUAAACUCACGAACAACCGAGAUUCUGCAGUUGGAAAUGUAAUGCUGCAGUCCAUGCACAAAUACAAGGUCCAGAUUCUCAUCAGAGAGACGGGGAAGGACAUCAACGUCAUACCGCCCAAAACGUUCACGUUCCCAGAGACCACGUUCAUGGCCGUCACGGCAUAUCAGAACAGCCUCAUCACAAAGCUGAAGAUUCACAACAACCCUUUCGCGAAAGCCUUCAGGGACAAGCACAUUAGAAAAAACUACCAGAAACAAUCUUGUGUCUCUACAAGAUCCUUUCCUGCCGGGAAUCAGGACAGUUCACACAACAACAGGAAGCGGAAGCGUGAGCCAUCAGAGGAAGAUGCAGCCAUUAAAGACCGCGCAGGUCACACAGGAGGGAUGAAUGCUGUAGGCCAGGCAAUGUCAAGGACGAAGAUGGAUCUAGCUACCGACUAUGGGUGGGAUAUGAUGCCCCAGAGGUUUUCCUCCCGCACCCCAGCAGCUACUCACUACCCCACCCAGUCAACACGUGUCAUCCGCAAAGGUACACUCCGUCAAAUCAUUAUAAAGACUUGUCAUAGGAUGGAGGGUAUUGAGACGGUUGAUGAUGACGAGAUCUCUGUGAAUAAGUGUUGA
Haliotis rubra (blacklip abalone) is the source of this 954-nucleotide messenger RNA. Its product is annotated as T-box transcription factor TBX5-A-like. Lineage: Eukaryota; Metazoa; Mollusca; Gastropoda; Lepetellida; Haliotidae. Gene Ontology annotation, biological process: cell fate specification; regulation of transcription by RNA polymerase II; positive regulation of DNA-templated transcription. The transcript has 7 exons. The record is from RefSeq and is a predicted model, not a curated record. Bases 1 to 954 code for a protein of 317 amino acids. Gene Ontology annotation, molecular function: DNA-binding transcription factor activity, RNA polymerase II-specific; RNA polymerase II cis-regulatory region sequence-specific DNA binding. Gene Ontology annotation, cellular component: nucleus.